Messenger RNA from Pundamilia nyererei, 2894 nucleotides. RefSeq names its product peroxisomal biogenesis factor 14 (gene pex14). Gene Ontology annotation, biological process: protein import into peroxisome matrix, docking. NCBI's taxonomy places the organism in Eukaryota, Metazoa, Chordata, Actinopteri, Cichliformes, Cichlidae. Gene Ontology annotation, molecular function: signaling receptor binding. Gene Ontology annotation, cellular component: peroxisomal membrane; peroxisomal importomer complex. The transcript has 9 exons. The coding region runs from base 54 to 1220 and encodes 388 amino acids. The record is from RefSeq and is a predicted model, not a curated record.
GUGGUAGAAAUAUACCAGAAUAAGAAGUGUGGCAGAAGGAACAGAAGAAGAAGAUGGCAUCCAACGACCAAUCUGAGGCAAUAACACAGCCUGGCCUUCUGCCUGGAAAAGAUGGAGCACGUAGCCCCAGAGAAGAACUGAUUACCACUGCUGUACAAUUUCUACAGAACCCAAAAGUACAUCAGAGUCCCUUGGCCCUCAGAAAAACCUUCUUGAAGAAAAAAGGCCUGACAGAUGAAGAGGUAGAGUUGGCCAUCCAGCGUUCUGGCUCCACAGAAGCACUGCCUCUGGUCCCUGCAGGGCCUGCACAUCCACUCCAUGCAGCUCAGCUCCCUCCUGCACCGCUCAGUCCAACGGGCUGCAGGUGGAGGGACUAUGGUGCCCUUGCCAUCAUUAUGGGGGGUAUCACAUUCUGUUUUUAUCAGCUUUACAAGAAAUACAUCCUUCCCCUCAUUAUGGGAAGCCGAGAGGACAAGGAGCAUCUGCAGAGGAUGGAAAGCAACAUUGCGGCAAUGAGUGGCACGCUGACACAGACAGUCAGCCAGCUGCAGCAGACCCUGCUCUCUAUCCAGGAGGUGCUGGUCCAGCAGCAGCAGAAAAUCCAGGAACUCUCCCAGGAACUAGCUGCAUCACAGGCCUCGUCCUCAACGAGCCGCAUCCUGGACAGCCAAACAGUAGGAGAGCUGAAGGCUGAGAUCAUCUCUUUGAAGGGCUUACUGCUCAGCAGGAAACAGUUCCCCUCCACUCCCUCUGUUCCUAAGAUCCCCUCAUGGCAGAUCCCCCUGAAGCCACCUGCAGCAUCUAGCACGCCGUCCAUUAACCACACCAACAGCAGCAGUGACAUCUCCCCUCUCAGCAACGAGUCCACCACCUCCUCCCCCGUCAAAAAUGGACUCCACAGCCCCCAGGAUGCACUGGGAGGGCCCGAUGGAGCCCAUGGUAUCAAUGGAGAUAUUUGCACCGUGGGCCUGGGCACAGCGUUGCCCCUCGACCAGGUUCGCAUGGAGGUGCAGGGAGAGGAGGAGAGGAAAGAUGAAGAUGAAGAUGAUGUCAGCCAUGUAGAAGAAGAAGAAGAAGAAGAAGGAGAGGAGGAGGAGGAGGAGGAGGGUGGUCUAAGCAUGCAGACAGAGGACCGGCGAGGUGGGGACGGACAGAUUAAUGAACAGGUAGACAAACUGAGGCGGCCCGAAGGUGCCAGCAACGAGAGCGAAGUCGAUUAGACCAACAUAAGAGUACAAAAACACUUCAGAAGACCACCUCUCAUCCCUGCUGAUAGCUUUGUUUCUCGCUGCUCUCACAUACAGGUUUUUCUUGCUUUCUUUCUUUUUUUUUGUCAGUUUCCACGUGCUUUUGUCACAUCAUAACGUUGAGCAGAAGGAGGAGUAGGAGUGCAAGUAUAAGAAGAGCCAGACCUGUGUGAUGACACACAGGUUACCACAUUUUACUUUUCUUCAAACUAAAUGACUGUAUCCCGAGCCAAGCACUGUUGUGAUGUUUCUUUGAAAGGACAAGUGACAAGCAGCAGUCAAAUCAGAAUGACUUUUAUCAGCCUUUGUGCAGUACUAACCAUGUGUGACUUACUGCCUUUAAUUUCCAUGAUUUGAUCAGAUAAUCCUCAGCUUUGCCUCGGUGUCCUUGUGAUUGUACUAAGACUCAGACCAAAGAGGCAGCGCCGCACACAAUAUGUCUGCUGUACAGCGCAUCUGCGGGUCAGGAAUCAUAAGGUGGUGCUUGAGUCUCGGUGUUACCGUGAGGUUCCAGUGGAGCAUUAGCAGAGUUUGUCUCACUGUUGAUGGGAAUAGGAGAGGACAAGCUCUUCCAGGGCCGGAGCUUUUAGCCUCUUUUAUGUGUCCUUUCGCAUUGGUGUCAGUCUGUCAAUAAUUUACAAGGCCAGCAGGGUGGCAUUUGGGUGAAAUAAAACCCCUGAAAUUCGAGAUUAGAAUGUGAUGACGGGCUUUGUUCCAUGCCGGUGUCAGAGUGCUCAUACGCUCAAAGGAGGGGAAGAUAAAUGUUUUUUUUUCUCUCUCCCUCUCUCUCUCUCCCCCCACUUUCGUUUUUCACUGUGGGCUGAAUUGUGCAUCUUUGCGAGCCGUGUUUGCGGGAGAAAAACCGAAGGCUGUCUGCUGAGCUGUAUCUGUGUCUCCAGCAGGGCAGCUGAUUUGGUUUGUGAAGUAUGUUAAUAAUCAAAUGAUCAACAAAUAACAGAUGUAUUAGUUCAUGCAGCUUGAAAUGUCAAGGAGGCUAAAAGCGGAAAUCUAAUACAGAAAGCCCAGUUGCAUUGUAUUAUUUUCUGUGACAAACCCUCCGGUCCAAAUUAUGUAGGGCCUCCUACAGUGAGUAAUCUUUACAGAAAACGGCGCCAAUAUUUUGUAAUUAAGCUGCAGUAAGACGACGAGCGCUGCCACAGAUGGAAGUUGCAGAACUCGUAUCACUUUUUCUUUCUCAGUGUGGAGGUGGAUGGGGGAAGUAAAAGAAAAUUGCCCCAUGAUUGAAAAGGAAAGUAAUAAAUGAAUACUUGACUUAUUGAAUUACUCACUCCGUCUCUAGCUAACAAGAAGAGUCCAUGAGUGAGAAGAAGGGAUAUCAGCUUGUGCCAUUUCCACUUCCAACACAUGGCCUCCAUUGGGACACAGAAAAGGUGGAGGGGACACUGCACAUUUCUGAGAUCCUGUCCUGGCCUGCAGAUUGUAUGUUUAGUGAUUUGAAUUGACAUUAAGCUUAACCUUAACAGGAAACAUUGCAGUUAAGGUUGUUUUGUUUUGUUUCCUUUUGUGUGUAUGUGUACUCAGUAUGCCUCAGAACCACUGUAGUUUCAGUGACGGGUCCUUUCCCUGUAACUUACUGAAUAAACACUGUCUUCACUGCAGUUCUAACUGUAAUAAAUUUGAUUUAUC